AUGUGGUAUUACUCAUGGCUACUGCUUGCCUCGGUGAUUUCUGCUGUGUGUGCUGUCCUCGCUAUCAACAAAUUCCGUCACAAGAAAAGUUACUUUGUCGGCUCGUUAAACAUGGCUGGAAGUGCUGAAUCAGGAGUUGUUGGACCACCAAGCCUUCAACGACCACCACCAGAACAACGCAAUACACAAAGUAGAGCCGUCGUCUUUCGUAAAGUGGUACUUCGAUGCGUUGGAUAUCCCAUCAUACCUUUGAUAUCCAAGAUGUGGGGUGUGGGUAUUCAAAUUGCAGCCAUUCAAAAAGACUAUAUUCCAUUCUGCAUCUUUGUGCUCGAUAUGCUAUUUUCGAAUCUCUUAGGGUUCAUGGUGAGCAUUGUAUUCUUUUCAGAUCCAUCAGUAAUAGCGGUGAUACACGAGCUUGCUGUACAACUGAAAAGGCGAUACGUGGAUGACUACUUUUCGGUGGAUAUACGAUCACUGGAUGAUGAGGAGGGCACUGGUACAAGUGGCACUCUUGCUCACAGCGGGAAGUUUGGCACAGGCCAAGUUUCAUAUCAUUCCAAAACGAGCGACAAGAGAGCAUUCCCUGAUGACAAACAACAGCAUCCUCGAGAGACUUUGAAGCAUACAGAGUCUGGCACCAGCAUCACAUCACAACGAUCAUUUAGUGCUGAUGCUGCGUUAAUGUUGUUACAUCCACGUACGCCUGAUUCUGAAGCUACGAGUAGUAAUGGAUCGUCGUCAAAUAGCAGCCAAGGAAGAAAGACAAUUAUGGUGGGCGCCCUCAUGUCCAAAAAUGAAAUUACAAUAUCCACCACACGUCGAUCAACAUUUCCACAAUUGACACCACCGAUUAGAAAACCAUCACCAACACUUGAAAUCCCACAACGACCUCGUAAAAGACCCGUGUUUGAUAUGACGCAUACACAACAACCAGCAGAGCAACGUCGUCGACCUGGUAUCCAAUCAAUGCCAGUUUUGGAACGACAACGACCAUCCUUUGGCUUUAGCUUCUUUUCAUGCAUAACAUCGAAUUCGGCAUCUCCAGACUUGGAGCAACAAGGAAGAAGGCGAUCCGCUCGCCAUAAACGCAGCCAUUCAGUACCAAUGCAUCGUGUCACAGCAUCAUCCGAUCAUCGAUUUGAUCAACAACUCAACCAAGAAUGGCCACUUGAACCAGAAAAUGAGAACAACAGAGCUCGUAGCUUUGGAAGGAAACGUGCCAGCAUGUCCGGUAGCUUAUGGCGAAGCAUGGAGGAUUCAAGAAACCUUGUUGAACCCUAUACACAUCCACGAUUUGCUAUGGCAAUGCAUUUUUUCCUUGUCACUGUAUGUCGUAUCAAGCCAGCGAAUGAAGAGGAUGAUGAUGAUGAUCAUAUUUCAGUGGAAGUGACCGAGAAUAUGAACAUGAUGCCCAACAGGAAAUCCUUGGCCGAGUCAUUGUCAGAGAAUUUGAAUGCAACACGUCGACGACAAAGCCAACAACAGCAGCUGCAACGUGAAGGACAACCCAAAUUUAUACGGCCAUGUAUGUUACGAGGAGAAACGGUGGAUACAUGCUCUACUUUUGGAAGCCAAAUGCCUGAUAAUCCACUCUUGUUCCCAAGUGCGAGUAAAAGCAGUACACCGGGUGAUAAGAUACAAAUGGAGGAAUUACCCAAAUCGUCUUUGGCUCGGAGGACCAUGUCUGAAAUCAAGGGCAAGGCACCCAUGCGCAUGUUUCAUCCACGAGAGAUUGAUUAUUUUAAUCAACCCAUGAGCCCAACGCAGACUUUGAAUGAUCCCAACUCUGAUCAACCCGAUGGCAUUGGUGCACCACAACAGCAACCAAGCGAUCAUUUUGUAUUCACAGUGACCGAUUCUACAAGCUCUGAAACACAACAUCGAGAGAUUUUGUCACCGACACGUGCUGCUGCUGCUACUACUACUACAAGUAACACCAGCAUGCCAUUAGACGCCCAACAACCAUUACCUAUACGACCUAGACCCAAGCUAUUGGAACGUAUCUCUGAACCAGCCAUCAUGAAUGGGAAGCAUGCAAAAAAGCCAUCAUCAUCCGAAUCAUCGGCUGAAGCACCAACAUCCACAUCAGCAGAUGCAUCGGGGAGAGGGUCUGGUCGAUCUAUAUUACAGCAUGUGUGGGUUCGUGGUGUAUCACCUACAUCACGUAGCUUCAAGGUGGCCAAACAAAUUGCAAAAAGGGGUGAUAGUAGUAGCUCAUCACUCACUCAAGCCAAACCCACCAGCAGCAGCACCAUGCAACAACAGCAACCAACAAUUAUCACUACUGCCGACGCACAUGUUUUAUCACCUUCACCUACAAUGUCAUCAUCAUCUCAUACGCCUUCCUCUUACAAUUCACGUGAUUCGAGCCUUCUUUACCCUCAUCAUUUGACUGCACGACCUCGAUCUCGACAACCCACGGUGGCUGCACCUCGAUUACCCACAGAGGAACAAGACCAAGAGAGAGGACAACAUACUGAAACCCAUAUACUACGUCGUUUGCCACGUUUUGUUGCUGCUGAUUUUGGUGGUUUACGAUCAACAAGGGAAGCAACAGCUGAGAAUCAACAAGAUCGUUCUCGACAACAACGGCAGGAAGAAUACGAUCGACGCUUAAAUGAGUUGCGGAAAUACCAAGCAUCCCAAAGACAUGCACUCGAUCAGCAUCAUGCCAUCACCGUUGGAUUCAGCUUUGGUGUCACACGCUCAGUCUAUGUAGGCAAUUGGGAUCAUCAUGAUAGAAUCACUGUUGUUGAAGAGCAAUGGGAUAUCGAUGCAUUGAUUGAAAGGUUCAUUAAUGCGUAUACCGGAUAG
Molecule: messenger RNA, 2814 nt
Organism: Lichtheimia ornata
Lineage: Eukaryota; Fungi; Mucoromycota; Mucoromycetes; Mucorales; Lichtheimiaceae
Exons: 3
Coding region: 1-2814 (937 amino acids)
Source: RefSeq, a predicted model, not a curated record